Anolis carolinensis (green anole) is the source of this 3346-nucleotide messenger RNA. It is a transcript of the gene gdf5, whose product is annotated as growth differentiation factor 5. The record is from RefSeq and is a predicted model, not a curated record. The coding region runs from base 379 to 1884 and encodes 501 amino acids. Gene Ontology annotation, molecular function: cytokine activity; growth factor activity. Gene Ontology annotation, cellular component: extracellular region. The transcript has 2 exons. NCBI's taxonomy places the organism in Eukaryota, Metazoa, Chordata, Lepidosauria, Squamata, Anolidae.
UCAAAACUUUUUUAAAAACCUUUUAACACAGAGGCAGCAUUACGCCAUUCUUCCUUCUUGGAAAAAAAAACCUCUCCGAUUUAAACAAGAGUCCUUCAAGUUUUUAGUCACUUUUACAGAAGAAAGGGGGGUAGUAAACUUUCUCUUUUCAAGAACAGGCUGUGAGCAGAAACCAGGAGAAGACUGAACGGAAUAAAUUAACAUCUCCACUAUGGGACUGGAUACAAAUAUUGGACAAGUAGAUUUAAAGUGUUUUAAGCUGAAAAUAAAGCUUUUUCUGCUGACUUUGGUUUUCAAUUUCUUUCAUGUUUUCUUCUGCCAAACUGGAGGAAUCUUUUCUGAAUUUUUCUUUGGAGGCAUUCAAAGGAAGACCAGAGGAUGAAAAUCCUUCACUUUCUUACUUUACUGCUUUGGUACUUUGGUUGGUUUUACCUUGUUCUCAUCUCUUUAGUGCUGAGUCCUGCUGAAGCAAGUCAAGGGAAUCCAGGAGCUAAAUUAGCCGUAUCAAAAGUAGAUGGAAAAGAGAGGACCCCUUUGCCAAGGGCAGGUACCUUUAGAACGGGAAGCCAUGGAUAUAGCACUGGGAAUUCAAAGCCAAGGACAAAAACCAACACUGCUCAAGCUGGAACUCUCUUGGCAAAAACUGAUGACUCAAAGAAAGCUCUCCCUAAAGCAGGGAGCACAGACAAAAAGGUAGGAGGACAUUCUUCAAACAGGCAAACUGGAGUGAGAACAGUGAGUCCAAAGGUUCAAAACUUUGGCCCCAAAGCCCCACUGAAGAAAACUGGCACAGGGAAUUCUGAUGCCAGCUCUUAUAAAGCCAAAAAGCCUAAAGACUCUAUUGCUCAAAGAGAAUCUAAAGAGGCAUUAAGACAUCCUGCUAUCACACCACACGAAUACAUGCUUUCCUUAUACAGGACUCUUUCUGAUGCGGAAAGAAAAGGUGUGAACGGAAGUGUGAAACUGGAGACUGGACUUGCCAAUACAAUCACAAGCUUCAUUGACAAGGGACAAGAUGACCGAGCUCCCACUGUUAAAAAGCAGAAAUAUAUGUUUGAUAUCAGUGCUUUAGAAAAAGAUGGCUUACUAGGAGCAGAACUUCGUAUUUUGAGAAAAAAACCUUCAGAUACCUGGAAGCCUCAUCCUCAUGGGAAAACAUGCCAAGUGAAACUUUUCAGUUGCUCCACAAACCGGCAAGCAUCCAUCCUCUUGGACUCUCGGACUGUCAAUAUCUUAGAUACUGCAAAAUGGGAAGUUUUUGACAUUUGGAAACUUUUUAGGAAUUUUAAAAACUCUGCUAACUUGUGUUUUGAACUGGAAGCUUUUGAAAGGGGGAGGCCUGUUGAUUUAAGGACUGUGGGGUUUAAUAGAACAGGGAGGCAAGUCAAUGAAAAGGCUCUGUUUUUAGUAUUUGGUAGGACAAAGAAAAGAGACUUGUUCUUCAAUGAAAUAAAAGCCAGAUCUGGCCAGGAUGACAAAACUGUUUAUGAAUACCUAUUCAAUCAAAGAAGAAAGAGAAGAGCUCCUCUAGCAACUCGACAAGGAAAGAGGCCCAACAAGAAUCUGAAGGCAAGAUGCAGCAAAAAAGCACUGCACGUAAAUUUUAAAGAUAUGGGAUGGGAUGACUGGAUAAUAGCACCUCUUGAGUAUGAAGCUUAUCAUUGUGAAGGACUCUGUGAAUUCCCUCUUCGGUCUCAUCUAGAACCGACCAAUCAUGCUGUUAUCCAAACAUUAAUGAACUCUAUGGAUCCAGAGUCAACACCUCCAACUUGUUGUGUGCCAACAAGGUUGAGUCCCAUUAGCAUUCUGUUUAUUGACUCUGCCAAUAAUGUGGUCUACAAACAAUAUGAAGACAUGGUAGUGGAGUCAUGUGGCUGUAGGUAGCAGCACAGCCUUUCAUGUGGCUCUCUAUACAAAGCUUUUCCCAGCGGCUGAUUUUAAUAAAUGAAGCUUGAAAACUCCAAUUCUAUGGAUCAGCACUGUAUUAUCACCCAAAGGGGGCUGCACUGACAAUAGCUAUAGUUGUAUUUUAAUGCUGGCAAGUUAUGCACGUCUAUUUUCUAUGCAGCCUCUCAGCUGCAACCUCUGCAAGGAAACCACCAAACCUUGGGCAUGAAGGAUUGCCUAGCUCUUUGGACUCUGUGGUGGCGGAAAUGCCUCUAUGCAUAGUGACAUUAUGACCAGUCACAUUCUCAGUUAUUCUUCCACUGUGCGCCUUGUCAACCCAUUUCUGUGCCACUGAAUAGCUGUGACAUAUCUGGAGAUGUUUGUGAUUACCAGCAUAAGAGCUCUAAAAUAUCUUGGCACAAUUAUGCCAUAUCAAGUCAUGUGGCAAAGCCAUAGGUUAUGUUAUUGCACAAGUGUAGCAAGGUUGCGCUUGUAACCAGUGAACUAGCUGAAAGGAUCAGGCUAUAUGUUUUUGAAAAACUGGAAUACAUUCACAGAAGAAGCAGAAUAAAAAUUCACUGCUUUUAGGUGUAUAUUUUGGACCCAUUGUAGCACUGAUUUGCUACUACUGGACUUAGUGGUGGCCUAAGAUAUUUUGAUGAGUGCAACAGGGCAAGAUAAGAUGUUAUUUGUCCCUCACUCUUUGGGCCGCAAGUGGAGGAUGCUUUAAAAAGCCUUAUCGUAUCAUUCUGACAUCAAUUUAUGCUCUAAUUUUUCCAUAAUUUCAUAGCGUGGCCUAUCUGUCCAUGCCUGGAUAACCUCUUAGCAAGACAAUAUAAUAUAUCUUCCUCAAAGGACAUUUAGAUUUCCAUAUCAUAUUAACUUUUGAAUUUGCAAGACCAUUGGUAAAGCCAGUGCCAAUAGGUUCCUUACACAGUGAUUUUAAUUCUUGUGGUUGCUUGAAAGCCUAAAUAAUGUUAAUCCCUCUCUACAGGAUUAAUCCUCAAUGUUCAUUGUCAGCAUAUGCAUUCAUUUCACAUGUACUUGAAAAUAAUCCUGAUAUCUUUGCAAAACACCGUGAUUAAACUAAUCAAUUUUACACAAAUAGUUGUAAGCAACAUUUCAUACUAAUUCGUAAGACUGUAUAUUUGAUAGAAUAUUGAUUUUCCUAUAAAUUGUACACAUACAUGGAUUUAGAGAACUUCAGGGGAAUCUGUUUCUUCUAUUGUAUAUUAUUUGCCUUAAAUAUCAUGCUUUUAAAUAGUAUGUUCAGUCUGUUUUAUUAUUCUCCUUAUAAUUUGUGCUGUCUACUAAUGGUCAUAGAAAAAUCAACUUAAGAUGUAGUAAAUUAUUUGACAGUGUUAAGUGUAUCUAGAUGACAUACUUACCAUAAAUAUAAUUUUAUUAGAAUUUUGUUUUCAGUGUUUUGUUCAAUUAAUAAAAAGAAAAGAAAACAGGA